GGCUAAUAAAAAAUACGAAGUGGCCAGACAAAUGACCUACGCUGAGUUCCCUCAAAAAUUUGUAUGGAAAAGUAAAUUAAGGGAAUGGAUGCCAAGAAAGAAAGCAUUUGCCAUUGGACGAAUAUACUAUGUUCCUCCGGGAUGUGGGGAGUCCUACUAUAUGAGAUGCUUAUUGAACCAUAUUCGCGGUGUUACAUGCCAUGAAGAUUUGAGGACUAUAAAUGGUGUAUUAUAUAAUUCAUAUCGUGAAACUUGCUACGCUUUGGGCCUUCUAGACGAUGACAAAGAGUUUGUAGAUGGUUUUACUGAGGCAAGUGAUUUUGCGACAGCGUUUGCAUUGAGGAUACUUUUUGUGAUAUUGUUGUGGUCGGAAUCCAUGAGUCGACCAGAAUUUGUUUGGGAGAAAUGUUGGAUAUAUAUGGCUGAAGAUAUUCAGUACAAACUGCGCAAAAUGUAUCAACAUCCAGGAUUUGUAAUGGACAAUGAGCAAUUGCAUAUGGCAGCAUUAGCAGAGAUAGAAAUGUUGUUGCACCGACGAGGGAAGAGUUUACGUGACUAUCCUCCAAUGCCAUGUCCAACGUCAAGCUCAACUUUGCUCCCCGAAAAUAGGUUGGUUCAAGAAGAGCUUCAAUAUGAUCGUCAAGCGAUGCAUGAGGAACACAAUACAUUGCUUCAAGGUCUGACCAGUGAACAACGCAUUGUUUACGAAAAGAUCAUAAACUCUGUUGAAACGGAAUGUGGUGGGAUGUAUUUUGUUUAUGGAUAUGGUGGAACUGGGAAGACUUUUGUAUGGAGAACUCUAUCGGCUGCAUUGAGAUCUAAGGGGGACAUAGUAUUAAAUGUGGCAUCAAGUGGCAUUGCAUCCUUGCUGCUACCCGGAGGUAGAACUGCGCACUCGUGGUUUGCAAUUCCAAUUAGUUUGAAUGAAGAUUCAACUUGCAAUAUAAAGCAAGGUAGUCCCCUCGCAAUGCUAAUUGCAAAGUGUAAAUUGAUCAUUUGGGACGAAGCUCCGAUGUUGCACAAAUACUGUUUUGAGGCGUUGGAUAGAAGUAUGCGUGACAUUCUGAGAUUCACCAACCCAAAUAGUUUAAAUUUACCAUUCGGUGGUAAGACUAUUGUGUUGGGAGGAGACUUUCGACAAGUGUUGCCUGUUAUUCCGCAAGGUAGCAGACAAGAUGUCGUUAAUGCUACAAUUAAUUCAUCUUAUCUAUGGGGGGAAUGCACUGUUCUUAGGUUAACGAAGAACAUGAGGCUCCAAAAUGUCAAUAGCCCUACAGAAUCUUAUGACUUGAAGUUGUUU
Cuscuta epithymum is the source of this 1300-nucleotide messenger RNA. Lineage: Eukaryota; Viridiplantae; Streptophyta; Magnoliopsida; Solanales; Convolvulaceae. The record is from the annotation of a GenBank genome assembly.